Messenger RNA from Brassicogethes aeneus, 1360 nucleotides. The record is from the annotation of a GenBank genome assembly. NCBI's taxonomy places the organism in Eukaryota, Metazoa, Arthropoda, Insecta, Coleoptera, Nitidulidae.
UUUUAUUACCAGAUGCGAAAGUUUACUUAUAGUGGCGAGGUCCUAAUAAAAAAAUAUUAAUUAUGUCACCUAAUUUAUGUAUUAUAAAUGAUAAUUAUAUUUUAGACUUUAUAGUAUGAUGUGACACAAAAAAAUGUAAUUUUAAUGGUAAUAUAACAAUUUAAUCAACAUGGCGAAGAGUCAUAAAAAAGAAAAAGCUGAUGAAAAUCAAAAUUAUUUCUCCGCCGAAAAAUUCGUCAAUGAUUUACUGGCCCGUGCUGAAGUACCAUGUGAUAAAGGAUCAAAAUCAUUCGAUGAACAUACCCAAGUCCCUCCGUAUUACAAUGAAGAACUGUACAAAAGAGGACAACAAUUUUACCACAAGCAUUAUUUUGCAAUGUUUAUUAGCAAACUUUUUGGACUCAUAGCAGUUUUGGCCAUACCUACCAUAAACAGCAUUUUAAGAUUUACAAAACAAUCAAGUUCAAACAUGACAGCAUACAGAAGAUACAUGGAAACCAUAUUUCACAUGUGCAUUUGGUAUGAAGACGAGUUUAAACCAGGAACUAAAAUGUGGGACUCCAUAAAUGAAGUUAGAUCAAAACACAGUUCGGCUAGCAAAAGGGCAUGUACCGUAGGAUUGGGAAAUAUAACACAAAAAGACAUGGCUUUAACACAAUUUGGUUUCAUAGGAAUGGCUUUAACACAAAAGGAAAAAAUUGGAAUAUUUCAUACGAAACCGGAGGAAUGGGAAGCCUUAAUACAUGUAUGGAGAGUAAUAGGCUACCUUAUGGGGAUAGAAGAUAGGUUUAACAUUUGCCGAGAAUCAGUGGAGGAAACUACAGAAAUAUGUAAUUUAUUAAUAGAAAAAGUUUUUCUACCAGAAAUAGAAAAAAGAGAUCCCAACUUUAUAGAAAUGUCCAUGUACAUCCUGGAAGGUUUAUGGUGUUUCAAUCCUUUUAUCAGCGCUAAAGUAUUUUUUGACAUUUUUUAUAUUACUUUAUUCAACAAUAACGUCGCAGAAAUGGAUACUAAAAAAGAAUACCUUAAAUUAACUCCAGGACAAAAGAGAUAUAUGAAUUUCGUUUUAUACGUUAUAACCACUUUGGAAUACAAAAUAUGGAGAUUGUAUCACAACACUGUCCAUAAAACAUCGCUUUGGUUAAUGCAUGUUUUCCCUUUUUUGGCAUAUUUUGUUUUUGGAAGAAAAAAUGCCCACGUAUCAAUACUCAACAAUAAAAGUGCCUGAUUAGAAUUAAGUAUAGAUAACUUUUAUACAUGUCCCUCAAAUUGUAUUAUUAUUGUAUAAAACUUGAAAUAAAAACUAUUUUUAUAUGUAGGUACGUAAGUUUAAUUCAUUUAAAUUACCUACUAGGAUUUG